AUGGGAAUAUUGAAUGGCAACCUACCCUUGGCUAGUUUACGAUUGAAGGACGAUGAUCUACCAACAGAAACGUCUAUUGAACAAAAACGAACAGAAGACGCAGUAUUAGAAAAAUUCGUACCCUACGCUCCUCAUAAUCCUUCAAAGCAUUCUUUAGACACCAUCCAGUUGGAAAGAAAAAAGCAUCUUUCUUACUUGAAAAAAGCACUCAAAGGUAUCGGUAGUUGGGGAGCGGCUUUGGAUGCCAGCAAACCAUGGAUGCUUUACUGGAUAUGCCAUUCAUUAGAUCUUUUAGAAUUCCAAUUCACACCCGACCUUAUUGACAAGGCCAUCCAAACGUUGAAGCAAUGGCAAUUACCAAGCGGUGGAUUUGGGGGUGGAGGGGACCAGCUCGCCCAUUUGGCCACGACGUAUGCCGCUGUGAACGCGGUGGCGAUCCUUGGCACGCCCGAAGCCUACGCGUUGAUCGACAGACGCAGCUUGUAUCAAUUUUUAUUACGCAUGAAACAGCCAGAUGGCUCCUUCACGAUGCAUGAAGGCGGCGAGAUUGAUAUUCGAGGGUCGUAUUGUGCAUUAUCUGCAGCUGCACUCACUCACUUGUUGACACCAGAACUGACAGAGAAUUGCAUUGAAUUCAUUCAGCGCUCACAGACGUACGAAGGCGGCAUUGGCCCCUAUCCGGGCAAAGAAGCACAUAAUGGGUAUACUUUUUGUGGUUUGGCUGCGAUGGAGAUCGUGGGCGGUGUGCACACACUGGAUGUGGAUCAAUUGACCACUUGGUGCUGCGGACGACAAAUGCAAUUAGAGGGCGGUUUUCAAGGAAGAACAAACAAGUUGGUGGAUGGCUGUUAUUCGUUUUGGGGAGCAGGCGAUUUUCCGAUAUUAAAAGCUGAAUUAGACAGACAACAGUUACAAAGUGAGGAUUAUUUGUUAGAUAGAGAAGCUCUACAAGAAUACAUUCUUUUAUGCUGUCAGUCAGAGUCUGGCGGUCUGAUUGAUAAGCCCGGCAAAGGGCCAGACUUUUAUCAUACAUGCUACUGUUUAUCAGGCCUGUCUACAGUUCAGCAUCACGUACAGUAUCACGAUGUGCAACUGGCUGUGGGGGACGCCAAAAGCACUGCAGAUGGGUUACGGUCGUUGUUAUGGACAAGUAAAAAUGAAUACAUUAUUGUAGGCGAUGUGGACAAUUUGUUAGCAGCGACGCAUCCAGUGCAUAAUAUCACUUUGAGAGCUGCCCGAAAUAUAAUACACCACUUUUACAAGGAAGAGAUAAAAUCCAUACAAGACUUAUUGCCAAAGGAUGAAGAAAUCACACUCUAUGCCGCAGAAGAAUAA
This is a messenger RNA of Mycotypha africana, 1335 nucleotides long. Its product is annotated as terpenoid cyclases/protein prenyltransferase alpha-alpha toroid. Gene Ontology annotation, biological process: protein farnesylation. The transcript is spliced from 3 exons. Gene Ontology annotation, molecular function: protein farnesyltransferase activity. NCBI's taxonomy places the organism in Eukaryota, Fungi, Mucoromycota, Mucoromycetes, Mucorales, Mycotyphaceae. Gene Ontology annotation, cellular component: protein farnesyltransferase complex. Bases 1 to 1335 code for a protein of 444 amino acids. The record is from RefSeq and is a predicted model, not a curated record.